CCAUAUUGGCAACACUGCAAUUGAGACGAGCGAAUUUUUUUCCAGUUCAUGUGAAUUGAAGUUUUUCAAUGCGUUUUGUUAUAACACAAAGAAAAAUAAGUUUUCUAACUUAAACUAAAAACCGAAUUAAUUUUCUGUGUGACUAUACGCGAUUAAAAUUAUUAUAAUUUGCACGGUGAUUUCAGGACAAGGAGAAAUCGGCGUUUAUAAAAGCCAUAUAAAGGAGCACAAACAUACAGGCUAAAUAAAAAAAAUACAAAUGUCGGAGAACAAAGACGAGACUUUGGCGACUUUUCAGAGCAUUACUGGAAUAGACGAUGUUGGAGAAGCAUUUUCACAUUUGGAGCAAACCAACUGGGACCUCAUGACCGCUUUACAAAGAGUCAUACCCCAGGAUGAUGCACCGUCACACGGAAGAAACUCCACUUCAGCGUUUGGAGCAGACAUAUCGGGUUUCUCAGCAACAACAGCGCUUAACGAUUUGUCCACAAACGCGGGGUCUUCUAAUUGUCGCCAGUGGAACGCUAAUAGUGCUUCCAAUAUUGGUUUAGCAGCUUCCACUUCUGCAGACGCGGAAAUAAUUGAUCUCACGUCCGACAUUGACUUGGACCCUGCAAGACAUAAUGAUGUGAAAACUUUGGUGCUGAACAUACACUACAACGAAUCAGUAUAUACAAUUCGUCUGCCAUCAAUUGCCACAAUAGAACAACUUAAAUUGAAAAUAGCGGAAGAAACAAACGUACCGAUUUGCCGGCAAGCUAUUCGAGGUUGGCCCCCGGCGAAACUGCAAGAAGCUCGAAAAAUAACUGCGCAGUUAUGUAAUUUAGAUUUGGGUCCAGAAAACGACCUCAUUUUACACAAUUUAAGCGAAGAAGGCUACGUAGAUACAGAAAAUGAGGAAAUUGCACAGCGGCUACGUGACAUGUUUAAUCUGACCAUAGUUGAGCAACCCAGCGGAAAAACAAUAACGUUACCGUUUCUUGGCAGCACCACCAUUUUGGAGGUGAAGACAAAGGUGUAUUAUGUCAAUAAUAUAAAUGUGCGUGAUCAGGAGUGGGAAGGCUGGCCCUCUAACUGUAGUGACAACUUAACUUUAGCCCAAUCUGGCAUUGGUUUGUCUCACAAUUUCACACUUCGUAAUGCAAAUGAAAGAAAUAUGGAUAUCGUUGGAUUAUGUAAUAACAUAAAUGCCAGCAAUAAUACCAACGAGACUGACGACGACAACAGCUUAGAUGACGAGGACGCCUAUGAUCCACUACAAGACGAACAGCCUGUUCCACCACGUAGCAGGCACUUAAUUCCCAAUAACAUUGGAAAUGAAUGCGCUGGUUCAAUAGAGUUUUUCGACAACUACCGUGAACGUUUCGGUGACCCACACCCCGUAUUUUAUGUUGGCAGUUUAGAAGAUGCGAUUAGAGAAGCUUGCCACAAGCCGGCGCGUGAACGAAAACUACUUGCAAUUUAUUUGCAUCACGGUGAUAGCAUUCUCACAAAUGUAUUCUGUGAUCAGGUAAUGAAAAACGAGAGAAUCAUAGAAGCAUUUGCACAAAACUUUAUACUCUACGGAUGGGACUUAACAUUUGAAACCAACAGAAAUAUGUUUUUAUCUUCGGUCACUGCCUGUGUGAGCAAUACAGCAUCCAUAACGAUUAGUACAAAACCAGUAGAUAAGCUGCCUUCGAUAUUAAUUAUUGGUAAAAGUCGGCUCUCCGGAAGAUCUUCGUGCGAAGUGCUUUCUGUCGUAGAUGGAAAUUCUGAUUUAAAUACAUUUUUAUCGCGCCUUAUGGAUGCAGUAGAAAUGUACAAAUUACAGUUGAAAGACGAAAUACGCGAGGAAGAUGAACGAGCUGAACGUGAUCAAGUCAAGGCUGAGCAGGAUUUGGCCUAUCGUGAAACGUUGGAAGCUGAUAUGGCGAAGGAAGCCGCCAAGCGGCAAAAAGAAGCAGCGAUCGCAGCGGAGCGCAAACGAUUGGAGUCGGAAAAGGCUGAAGAGGAAGCGAAACGAGAGUCGAUACGACUAGUGGCCCUACAAUCACUACCGACAGAACCUUCGGACUCUGAAGCGAAUGUUUCUACAAUACGUAUUCAGAAACCCUCUGGCGAGUUCUUAGAACGAAGAUUCUAUAAACACAAUACACUACAGGAUAUCUUGAAUUUUGUAGCCGCAAAUAAUUAUCUCAUCGAAGAAAAUAAAUUAAUCCUAAUAUCUGGCUGGCCACGUAGCGACUUAACGGCCAUUGACCCUAACAAAACACUUGAAGAGCUUAAACUGUUUCCACAAGCGAAAGCCGUGCUUGAAGAGCGAUGAUUUUACUAGUGGCUGGAAAACGCCAAUUUACACAUCAAACAAUGUAACAAUAGAUUUGUAAUAAAUAUCUGUGGUUCAUUGACGGACGGACCAGCGAUAAAAAAACCAAUAUUGAUUUCAAAUCCUCAAAAAACAUAUAUAGAUUAAGGCUUUUCACGUACAUGAAAAUUAAAAAAUAAUCAUAAAGAAAUAAAUAAUGAACGUAUGCAUGCAUAUAUGCAUGUACACAUAAACACGUUCUUGGCUAUGUCGCUCUUA
Molecule: messenger RNA, 2566 nt
Organism: Anastrepha obliqua
Lineage: Eukaryota; Metazoa; Arthropoda; Insecta; Diptera; Tephritidae
Gene: casp
Product: FAS-associated factor 1
Exons: 14
Coding region: 260-2308 (682 amino acids)
Cellular component (GO): nucleus; endoplasmic reticulum
Molecular function (GO): ubiquitin binding
Source: RefSeq, a predicted model, not a curated record